GUCCAUGAGGGUUGCUAGCGCAUAAGGACAUCAGGUAACAACCUUGCCUAAGGUGCACAUAUGAUAGAUUGUUUUACAUAGAUAUGUAAGUAGAGCACCACCAAAUUAUCAAUGGAUGCACCUGGCUAGCCUUGAAGAUGUGAUAGGACCAGCCCCUCGCUCCUGGCCCACUCCACCGUAGAGUGCGCGCCGCUGUUCGCAUGUUUCUCGUCGUUCGUACAUGAUCAAUCGAGAGUGGAGGUUUGAAACAUUCAUUCUUUGAACGUGCCGAAUGUAUGUGACAUUUCUUUUCUUUAUGUACAUAAGUUUUGCGGGCCACCUCCAACCGUCGGUGGUGUGUCUUCGGGAAAUAAAGGUAUUGACUGAAUUUUCGUUGACACUCUGGGUGCUGGCCCGGCUUAUUUAUGAAAUUGGCCAGAGAGAUCUGACCUUGUCACCUACCUGCCUGCCUCCUAUACACAGGUGGAUAUCCCCAUCCCUAGCUCUCUUCUUCCGCACCUUGGUCGCAACGUGGAUAAGUUGUUUCCCACCAACCCGGCAGUAUUGUUACUCUCGGAAGAACCAAGCAGACAGAGGGGGUAACAAAAAUAAGGCCAGCGUAAACCCAGCGUCAGCAGUCUAGCCCACAUCUCUGGCU
Durotheca rogersii is the source of this 637-nucleotide messenger RNA. RefSeq lists its product as uncharacterized. NCBI's taxonomy places the organism in Eukaryota, Fungi, Ascomycota, Sordariomycetes, Xylariales, Xylariaceae. Bases 272 to 622 code for a protein of 116 amino acids. The record is from RefSeq and is a predicted model, not a curated record. The transcript has a single exon.